Molecule: messenger RNA, 1329 nt
Organism: Epithele typhae
Lineage: Eukaryota; Fungi; Basidiomycota; Agaricomycetes; Polyporales; Epitheliaceae
Exons: 3
Coding region: 1-1329 (442 amino acids)
Molecular function (GO): protein binding
Source: RefSeq, a predicted model, not a curated record
AUGACGUUCCCUCGACUGCCAGCCGAAAUUGUCGACGAGAUCCUGUCCUUCCUCCACGCCCACCCGGACGACUUACGCGCGUGUAGCAGGGUCUCCCGUUCCUGGCUACCCCGCGCUCGCUGCCACCUCUUUCGCCACAUCGUGGUUGACCCCUCCUCAGACCAGCUCUUGUGUUUCUUCAAAGAGACUCCAGACGUUCGGUUUCUCGUGCGCGACGUCGAGAUACGGGGCCGAGCAACCACAAGCCAGGGGUGGUGGAUGAAUGGUGCCGACACCAGCCUCAGUCUCAGCAGAUGGCCCACUCUUGGAGCAAGAAUGGCUCGUUCUGUACGCAGCGACGCUGUGGCAUUUGAGGUGCCUUCGUGGUUGCGUGAGGGGUUAUCUCCUUCUCCCGACCCUCCCUCAGACAAGACAGACCAAGACAGCUCUCACCCCUCUUCCUCGAAAAGUAUUGCCGCCAAUUCUACAGUCCACCAUAUCUUCCCGCUCGUCCACACUCUCAGGGUGAGUGAGUUUACGCUCAGCCCUGGGGUGUCCUCUUUCCUCGCCGCUGCCUUUCCCAAAGUCACCACCCUCACCCUCAGUCACUGCCGAGCAAUGUCCUUCGCAGACCUCACUAGUCUUUUCCUAGCGUUCCCCCGCCUCCGCGCUCUCCGCCUCCUGUCCGCAGAAUGGUUAUCCGACCGGAAAGCUCUCCCCGAGACCUAUCCGCGGCUCGAGCUCGGGCAAUUCGAGGUCUCACAAGACAUACACAUCGGGCCGCUCGUGGAUUGGCUCCUCGCGGAGUCAGCGCACCGCAGCCUACGCAUCCUCAAAUGCUCCAUCGGAACGCGACGCAGCGCAGGUGCCCUUCGCGCGCUCCUAUCCGCCGCCGGCUCUACGCUCGAGCACAUCCAGAUCACCCUGUCCAAAUCCCCAGAUCCCACCUCGCUCCUCGAAGCCGCGCAACUCGACUUCACGCCCUGCACCCGCCUGCGCGCCCUGCACGUCCCCUGUGGCCCCUCCUCCCCCACCCGAUCUCCUGCCGCCGCCACCCGCUCGCUCUCGUGGGUGCUCGCGCUCCUCGCGCACGCCGGCGGCGCGGCGCCCGCGCUCGCCGAGAUCCGCCUCGUCCUCGCCCGGCGCGCGCUCCCCGCGCUCAACCUCGAAGGCCUCGACGUCGUCCUCGCGCGCACGUGCUACGCGCGCCUCGCGCGCCUCGAGUUCGACGUCGCCGAUGCCGGCACCGGCGGCGCGCGCGAGGACGUCGCCCGCGUCCUCGCGGAGCGCAUGCCGAUCGCGCACGGGCAGGCGCUGCUGAGGCUCGACUACCGCGCCGCCGUGGGUUGA